Messenger RNA from Heterostelium album PN500, 792 nucleotides. It is a transcript of the gene spiA, whose product is annotated as secretory carrier-associated membrane protein. The record is from RefSeq and is a predicted model, not a curated record. Gene Ontology annotation, biological process: protein transport. The coding region runs from base 1 to 792 and encodes 263 amino acids. Gene Ontology annotation, cellular component: recycling endosome membrane; trans-Golgi network membrane. Lineage: Eukaryota; Evosea; Eumycetozoa; Acytosteliales; Acytosteliaceae. The transcript is spliced from 3 exons.
AUGUCAUCCUCACCACCAUAUCCAAUUUUGAAAUCUACAGAAUUCCCUGAGGGUUCAAUGUCUGGUUCUACAACCGCCGUUCCAACAUUCCAGCCAUCUGCUUCUCAGUCCACUCUACAUGCAGUUGAUUCACAGGGUCUCUUUGAGAAGGAGCAGAAUCUCAUGAGAUGGGAAGAAGAGCUGAGACACCGUGAAAGAAAUCUGAACCUCAAUGGACAAGCUUCUUCCGAUGCCGCUGGAAGUGCAUCGACUGCCGCUGCACCUGGCCAAGUAAAUAUGAUGACCAACAAUCCAAUGGGACCAGCCAACUACCCUAGUUUCAUGCCCAUUACAAGAGUUGCCGUCUCUGAGGAUAUUCCUGUGCCCAACCAACGUCUCGUUAAGUUCUCCUAUGUAGUUUUCUUCUGGACAUGCGCUAGUCUGAUCUGGAACUUUGUCUGUGGUAUUCCAUUUACAUUCUUUAUGACCAGAAGAUUAUAUAGAGCCGCCAGAUCUCAAAAACCAAAAGCAACCUACUCUUUCCUCCUCGGUUACUUUGCUUUAUUAUGUUUCAACAUUAUGUUUUUCAUUGGAUUUAAACAUUCUGGUAUGCACGGAUUGAUUUGGCUCAUUUCUCUUUUCCACAAUAAGCACAAGGCCGUUGGAGCUCUCCAUGUAGUUGCACUCUUCUUCUGGUUCGUAAACUUCUUCUUAGUUGCCGGUAUUUUCUUCAAGGUUCUCAGAUUGACAUCUGCCAAGAAACACAGAGGUGAGAUGGAUUACGGAAUGAAGAGUUACAUCAAGAGCAGAUAA